Messenger RNA from Pecten maximus, 5238 nucleotides. RefSeq names its product polycomb group RING finger protein 1-like. Gene Ontology annotation, biological process: negative regulation of transcription by RNA polymerase II. The transcript has 8 exons. NCBI's taxonomy places the organism in Eukaryota, Metazoa, Mollusca, Bivalvia, Pectinida, Pectinidae. Gene Ontology annotation, molecular function: promoter-specific chromatin binding. The record is from RefSeq and is a predicted model, not a curated record. Gene Ontology annotation, cellular component: PRC1 complex. The coding region runs from base 27 to 800 and encodes 257 amino acids.
CAGUGCAGUCGUUGGUUAAAAAAGCAAUGCAACAUUACACUUGUCUAACCGGAAAUACGCACACCUGUCAAACACUUUCCAAGAUGGACGCUUCCAUGGACGAGUUGUUGAAGAUCCGUGUUUAUGAUGUUAAUGAGCACAUUGUGUGUUCGCUGUGUGGCGGCUACUUUAUCGAUGCCACUACUACCACUGAGUGUCUUCAUACCUUUUGCAAAAGUUGUAUUGUUAAAUAUCUUCAAACAAGUAAGAGCUGCCCACAAUGUGGAAACAAAGUUCACGAAUCACAACCACUGAUUCACCUACGCGCUGACAGAACCAUGCAGGACAUUGUCUACAAACUAGUACCUAACUUGUUUGAAAAUGAAGAAAAAAGAAGAGAAGAUUUCUACAAAUCAAGAGGAUUUGCAAAACAAAAGAAAGGUAUUGUUGUGGAAAAGAAGGCCGCUCCGAAAUUGUCAUGUAUCCUCAACAAUCCCAACGCACACCAAUAUAAAUAUGAUGAACAGAUUGGACUUUGUCUGGAGAGAUACAGUAUUCAGUCGAUCCAGGUGAGUGGGGAGAUGUUUGAUCUGAAGGUCCUGGAGAGAAAGUUUAUUCGAUGUUCUAUACGGGUUCUCAUUGCUCACUUGAAGAGAAUCAUUACCAAAAAACUGAACAUUCCUAAUGGAGUAGAGGUGGAGAUGAUGUGUGACAAUGACGAGCUGUCAGAUGAAAUGUCUAUGAAACAAGUAAACCUGGUGUACUGGAGUCCACGAGGUUCCCCUAUGAUCCUGUAUUAUCGCCUGAGAGAACCUGGAUGAGAAAAUCAGUAUCAUAUCAAUUAAAAAAAAGUUUUGAAAGAAUUUUUUCAGAAGAGUUUUGCAGGAAUUUAGGAAAUUAUAUAAUGAAAGUAUCUUUAAGAGAUACUUGUGUUCAUGUUAACUGCCAUAUUAGCUGUGGACAUUACCCAGUUGUACAUGUGUGCCAAAUCAUCAUCGAUUGGUUAAAAUACUGAUAGUGAGUAACAUUUUUGUUAUUUUUAGCCCACCAUCUGAUGAUGUUCAAAUUAUCUAAUGUCCAUGGUCUGUACGUUACCUGUUCAAUUCUUGUUAUUGAUAUUUCGUAAGAACUACUGAAUGGAUCUUUUUCAAACUUCAUAUGAAGGUUCCCCUUUGUUCUGUGCACGUGUGAUUUCGGGAUUAACCAGAUAAACAAAAUGGCUGACAUGCGGCCAUCUUUGAUUUUGACAAUGAAAAUUUGUUAGAACUAUUUCUUGAGAAGUACUGGUCCAGGGAUAUUUCUGAAAUUUGAUUUGUAGAUUCCCCUAGUUUUGCCCAUUUAAUUUUGAGACUGACCAGUAAAGCAAAUUGGCCAACAGGCAGUCAGCUGAAAAUAAUUUGCUAUUUCUUGAGAAGUACUGGAUGAAUAUUGGUCCCUUGGUUGCACAAACAAAUGAAAAAUUGAAAUUUACAUCUCAGAAAGUUUUUCUUAGAUCUUUCUAAGACUUCAUAUAUAGAUUCCCCUUGUUAUCAAAUGAUUAAGAGGAAGAGUGGAAAGAAGGGAAAAAUAGAGAAACGAUCAGUUGUUUGUAAGGCUGAUGAAGAUCAUUCAAUGGUGGUUGCCAGGAUCCCUCAGGGGUCUCUUGUUUAUGCCCAAAGCUGCCAUUUCAUGAGGGGGAUAAAGAUUUAUCCAUGUCCAUCAGUCUUGUCUCCUUCCGUCACGUCAUGUCCCAAUCAAGUUUUCAACUUGAAAAUAACUAGACCUGUUAAAUUUGCUUACACAAUUUCAGAAUUUGACAUUCAACACCAUUUCUAGUAUCAAAAUUCAAAGUUUGAGGGAUUCAGUAUUCUUCACAACAGUGUAAUGAGAAUUAGUAGAAGUAUUUGAUGUAAGGUCAAAAUUUGAUAUGAUGUUGUCUGUUCGUCCAUUGUAAACUUAAGUUUUCCUGGAAAUCUCUCAAGUUUUCAAUCAAUAUCUGAAAUUUUGUAGGCUUUACAGCGGGUAAUCAUGAUUAUUUUAAUUUUAAUUUUAAUUUUGUAGUCUUGUCUGGAGAUCUCCUCUCUUGGGUUCAAACUAAAUGUCUUUGAAAUUUAGUAGACUUUAUAAACCUGAUAUGUAGUUGUGUUUUUGUAAGAGUUAUUCCUCUUUGAUGAUUUUCAUUAUUCAAACAUGUCUGGAGACUUAUCUGCCUUUGUUUUAAAACAAAUUAGGUUGGAUUUAAUAAUCAUGACAUACUGAUACAGUUUCUUAAGCAGCAUUUUGAUAGAGCAAUUAACCUUGUUACAAUUUUUUGUACUUUAUACGUUUUGAUGGAAGAACUUUCAUCACUUUGGCACCAGACUUGUGUAUUGUUCCACCAUGCAGAACUUUCGUUCUGGUCGAUAGCAUUUCCUUCUAACAUAAUUAUCUUUCUUUUGAAAAACCUCUCUAUCAUUGCUUAUUUUUGAGAAAUUUGGCACGUUCUAAACUGAUUCCACUUUUUUCCAAAUGUUGCCAAGCAUUCAUUGAAUUUUAGCGACUCCCUCUCAUAUAUGACGUAUUUUUUCCCUCCCAAUGUUAUUUUCUAUAAUACUAGCUUCCAGUACCUUGAUUAAGAGACCACCUGUCAUAUGUGACCUUUUUCACUGCCUCCCAGGGAAGGUCACAUUUGACAGGUUCAACUGUAUACACAUUGUAUAUAUAUGUAAAUUAUUUGUUUGUAUGCAACCCCACAGGGACUUGGCACCAAUUGCGAACCCUACAGUUCAUAUAAUAUGUGUAUUAGAUACUUAUAUAGGCUGUGGAAGGGUUGGUAAGUAUUCCAAGUCCCUAUGUGCAUCACAAAAUGUGAUUGGCUUCUAUAAAACUAUCGGAGUCCAUUGAGAACGAAUUGUUGCUAUGAUCUUAUAUGACCAUACAAAAUCGUUUACAUGUUUGGAGAUUUUUGCUCAUUUCGAUAAGAUGCUGUUUGUGAGCCAAAGUUGCAUGCUAUUGGAUUUAAUUGGAUUUAUGACUGUUUUUAGGGCUAUGAUAGAUGAUUUCAGUAUUCAUUCUGAUGACCUACAUUUUAGCUUAUACCAUGAUACCUUUAAUUUAAAUUUUUUUCUUAAAUGUACAUUUUAUAUUUUGAAAAAAUAGAACAAACCAGUUUGAUAUAUUUUUAUACAUGUCAAGUUUGUUAUAUUUUAUUUGUAAUUUUUAAACGUGCAUAUAUGUACACAUAAUUGAAAUCGUUGAUAUUUGAAAAGAAAUAUCAUAAUCUCAUACUUACUGUUUUAGAUUUUCAUUAUGUAGACAGUAAGGAAUGAUAAUUUCUGUAUGGUGUUUCUAUACUUUCUAAACUUCUUUCUCUACUCCUUAUAUUCAAGUUUUAAUGUAGCAGAAUAAGACUGGGCUCAACACCGAUCCUCAGAUGGUCAGAUGGUUAGAGUGUCUGUCUAGGGUUUGAGGGUCCACAGGUGCCAGUCCCAGUCUGGACAUUGCAUUUUUCAUUUCCUGUUACAUUUGCUUGUGACAUGUACGUUAAUGAAGAGGUUUGUAUUGAUGUGUUUAUAGGAGAAAACAUUUUGCUAUAUAUUGAUAAGUCCUCUGUCAGCUUUGAGGACUACCUAUUUAUUUUCUGUAAAACUUUGUGGUCCAGAUUUUUUGUCUGAACUUUUUCUUCGUAUUUUGUCAGUGGCCUGUCCCUUGAACUAAUUUCAGUGUUGUUUCACUGGGCAUACAGGUAACUGGUCUUAAAUCAACUUGAGUUCCCAGUCUAUUACUGAAGACUUGACCGAUACUAAAAAUACACAGAAUCAAGACUUAGUCUCUAGGGUGAUUAACAAUUUGAUAUGCCAUUUGUUGGAAUACCUAGCUCCCAUACAGUUCAAGUUUUAAAAACAAAAUCUCAAAAAAUGUUUUUUGCUGAAAAUGAAGUUUAAAUUUACACUUAACAUGCUUUACAGUAAUAGAUAAAAUAUAGGACAUGCUACUCAACAGGGGUACUAAUUAAGGUGUGAUCUUUGUCUUCACCAUAUUUUGUCUGUUGAACUUCAUUUUGAUUGUACCUGUCAUUAUCAGGAUUUAUAAUUAUAUCGACUCAGAUGAUAAAUGCUGUUGAUUUCACGGUUUCAUCCUCUAGGUAUGCAGACAUCCUAUUCCAAAAUAGAAAUUAUUUGAUUUUCCUUUGUACUGAAAUGAAAUUGUCCAGGACUAGUUAAAUUGUUUAGGUUAAGAAAGCUACCUUAUGAAGUACUUAUGAAUACUGGUAGUCGAAAAAAAAAAAGUGAAUUUCGUUUUGUAAAUUUGAUUUUGUUUGAAAUUAUUUUUUAUCUUAAUUAAAAAGAAAAAACUGCACUGAAGUUUUGGAAAAUCUUGCUAAAGACCUGCUUCCGAUCUUAAGUUCUGCUAUUAGAAACUUGUUAUAUACACUUUGUAUGUUGAUUUAUAUAGAUAUACAGUAUAUACCUGCCUGGCUUUGAUCACAUUUGAUAUUUGAGCAGGUGCUUUGCCUAAGACAGUGCUAUCUCAUACACAUGUAUAAGAUGUACAUGUAUCUGUCACUAGCUAAUGCUGCAUGUAGGUCUGAUAACAGUUGAUCAAAACAAGGAAUAUUCAAGUUCUGAUUUAUGAGAUACCACCUAUAUAAUGGUCACACACGUUAACAUUUUGGCGUAUUGAAAUAUUUUAGACAAAACAGAUUAACACAAUGACAAGCUGUCACUCCUACAAUACUUGCGGUAUAAAAUAACUUAUAGAAACUUCAAUUAAUGACAUCAUAACUAACUUAGUGGAAUGUUUUCAACAAAAAGACUCUGAAAUAGGAUUACCACUAAGGUAUGGACAGGUGAUAGAGUUCUAAAGAUAGAUAUUGUUUAAUCUACAGGUGACAGAGAUCUAAAGAUAGAUAUUGUUUAAUCUACAGGUGACAGUUCUAAAGACAGAUAUUGUUUAAUCUACAGGUGACAGAGUUCUAAAGACAGAUAUUGUUUAAUCUACAGGUGACAGAGUUCUAAAGAUAGAUAUUGUUUAAUCUACAGGUGACAGAGUUCUAAAGACAGAUAUUGUUUAAUCUACAGGUGACAGAGAUCUAAAGAUAGAUAUUGUUUAAUCUACAGGUGACAGAGUUCUAAAGACAGAUAUUGUUUAAUCUACAGGUGACAGAGUUCUAAAGACAGAUAUUGUUUAAUCAGGAUCGUAUUUAUAUAUUGUUUUGUAUUGUUAUGUUUUGUAAAACAUUAAAUGUAUAUUUGUUAUGAUGUAGCAAUUGUUUAUUACUAUAAAAGAUUUCUAAAAGAU